This is a messenger RNA of Mauremys mutica (yellowpond turtle), 4215 nucleotides long. It is a transcript of the gene SLC7A6, whose product is annotated as solute carrier family 7 member 6. Gene Ontology annotation, cellular component: membrane. Gene Ontology annotation, biological process: amino acid transmembrane transport. The transcript is spliced from 11 exons. Lineage: Eukaryota; Metazoa; Chordata; Testudines; Geoemydidae. Gene Ontology annotation, molecular function: L-amino acid transmembrane transporter activity. The record is from RefSeq and is a predicted model, not a curated record. The coding region runs from base 393 to 1946 and encodes 517 amino acids.
UGGAUGGAAGAAGCAGCUCAGGCUGCUAGAGGCAGAUGGUCUGAUAGUCUCCUGUUUCUUGGGUUUUGCCACCUUACUAUGUAGAACUAGAACUGGUGAAAGACUGUAUUUGUUUUGGGAUGUUUUUGACAAACUCUGCUGCCAGCCUGAUGAUGAGCGAAUCAAAGGACUUAAGGCUCAGAAUGUGAGUGGAAAAUGUGAGUUCUUAAAGGGACCCUGAUAAAGGGGAAAUGGAGAUUAGUAGCAGCUGCAGAACUACAGGCUCAUAAAAAAAGAGAUAGAAGGCUCAUACUGAACAUAAUGUGAACGGGCUAUAUUCCAUUCCAGUAAAUGGCUUACAUUCCAUUUCCAUAUUGGGAUUGAUGUUUUAGAGAACACACAACAGUUCCACAAUGGAAGAAAGGGCAAAUGGUACAGUGGUUCAUAACUCACUGGCUGAAUACUCUCCCAUCAAGGAAGCAGGCAAGCCAGAUUCAAGUGACAGCUGUGAAAUGUAUGAAAGAAACAAAGAAACAAUCCAGCUGAAGAAAGAAAUCUCUUUGCUUAAUGGAAUCAGCCUCAUUGUAGGCAACAUGAUUGGUUCAGGUAUCUUUGUCUCGCCUAAAGGAGUUCUCAUCUACAGUGCCUCCUAUGGAUUGUCGCUAAUAAUCUGGGCAACCGGGGGGAUUUUUUCAGUGUUUGGAGCACUCUGCUAUGCUGAACUGGGAACCACUAUUACCAAGUCAGGAGCCAGCUAUGCAUAUAUCUUGGAGGCCUUUGGGAGCUUUAUUGCUUUUAUUCGCUUAUGGAGCUCAUUAUUAAUUGUUGAGCCAACUAGUCAGGCAAUUAUUGCAAUAACCUUUGCUAACUACAUUGUGCAGCCUGUCUUCCCUUCUUGUGAGCCUCCUUAUGUUGCCUGUCGUCUCAUCGCAGCUGCUUGUAUAUGUCUUCUAACAUUUAUAAAUUGUGCCUAUGUUAAAUGGGGAACAAGGGUGCAGGAUGUAUUCACAUAUGCUAAAGUCAUUGCCCUUAUUGUCAUCAUCAUAACAGGAAUUGUUAAACUAUGCCAGGGACAUUCAGGACACUUUCAGAAUUCCUUUGAGGGAUCUUCUUGGGACCUAGGAGACAUUUCUCUUGCACUGUAUUCUGCCCUGUUCUCUUACUCAGGAUGGGAUACCCUUAAUUUUGUAACAGAAGAAAUCAAAAACCCAGAAAGGAAUCUGCCACUGGCUAUUGCAGUUUCUAUGCCCAUUGUGACGGUUAUCUAUAUUUUGACCAACAUAGCUUACUAUACGGUGUUGGAUAUUCAUGCUGUUCUUUCUAGUGAUGCUGUGGCAGUGACGUUUGCUGACCAGGUGUUCGGAAUUUUCAGUUGGACAGUUCCUGUUGCUGUAGCUAUUUCAUGUUUUGGUGGACUUAAUGCAUCAAUUUUAGCAUCAUCUAGGCUAUUUUUUGUAGGAUCCCGGGAAGGUCAUCUCCCUGAUCUAUUGUCCAUGAUCCAUAUAGGGAGGUUCACACCUGUACCAGCACUACUCUUCAAUUGUACUAUGGCCCUCAUUUAUCUGACUGUAGAAGAUGUCUUCCAGCUUAUUAACUACUUCAGUUUCAGUUACUGGUUUUUUGUGGGACUAUCAAUAGCUGGGCAAUUAUACCUCCGCUGGAAGGAACCAGAUCGACCCAGGCCUCUCAAGUUGAGCCUAUUUUUCCCAAUAGCUUUCUGUAUAUGCUCAGUAUUUCUGGUGGUGGUGCCUCUAUAUAGUGACACCAUUAAUUCAUUGAUCGGAAUUGGCAUUGCUAUAUCUGGAAUUCCAGUCUAUUUCAUUGGAGUCUACUUGCCCAUUUCCAGAAGGCCUCCAUUUAUCAACAACAUCUUAGGUGCUAUCACUGAAGCCACCCAGGUGCUUUGUUACAGUGUUUUGACAGAGAUGGACAGUGAAGAUAAGAAAUUAAAGACUAAAUCUAACUAAAUAUUUAAAGCAGUUCCAAAGACAGCAGAGAACCAAGCAAAAGUUACUAACAGGAAUAGAAGAGGAUCAACAGGGAAUAUGGGGCAACUGAAGAACCAUUGGAGCCAGGAACAGAUGUACCAGCUAUUACUGAAGAGGGAUGCUUGGGUGCAUCAUACUCCCUGCCAUGGUCUGUAGUUGAAGUAGUGUCAAUUCACAUUAUUAUGGGUAAUCAUUAGCCAGUCACUUCAGACAUAGAAACCAUGUCUGAACUAUUCAUUAUAGUUUGAGGCCAAUGGAAAAUCUCAUAGAAAUGGGAAAACAGAUUCUAGAAUAGUAGAACUGAGUGAUCAAAUUAAACGUAUUUUGGAGAACUAGGUAGCAGAAUAAUGAAUCAUUAAGUACAAUUAGGGUAACCAGAUGAGAGACAUGAAAUAUCGGGACACUGACCGAGCAAAAAAAAAAAAGUGCCAGAGCAUAGGAUAAAUGGGUGGGGGCUGAGCACCCACCUGCAGCUCCCUGCCCUGCCCCCCCUCCACCACACCAGCUCACCUCUGCCUCCCAUGCUUGGGGAAGAGGCGGAGACAGGGCUGAGUUUGGGGCAUGAGCCCCCUCCACCUGUGCGCCAGUGGGCAAAAUAUCAGGACAAUUUGCAUCCCAACCGAACAUCGGGCGGGAGGCAGGACAAGUAAAUAUCGAGACGUCUGGUCACCCUAAGUACAGUUCAAAACUACUCCAAGUCAGAAGUGACCAAAAGCCACUCAGUGGCCUAUGUGAAGUGACUUGCUUGGGAAUCUGCCCCUUAUCCCGGACAGGUAUCCAUAACAAACAUUCGUUAUUGGCAGUUGCAGCAGAUUGAAUCAGCAUAUAAAGAUUGCCCUACCCUUUCUCCUCUAGAAAUUAUCAUUUCAGUGAAAAGUGGUGGGGUCUGCAGAGAGAGAAUUCCAAUCUCUAAAGCUGUUUUGCAUUGCACCUUUCACAUGCUCCCAAUUGCCUUUUCACAGAAAAAACUUACUUGAUUAAAAUGUUAAUAUUUACAUAUGGAUUGUUACCGGUUUUGCGAUGAUUGAUUUGUUUCUAAAUGGUUCAAAUAGAACCCCAAAAAGUAAAAUACUUAAGAGGCAAAAACUUAAGCUUCCCUAUUUAAUAGUUUCUUAAAUUACAGCAAAGAGACCAGACAUUUUAGUUUGAUUUUCAAUACUGUUCACCAGAGGCAGUACUUUUACAUAUUAUAAAGACUUUAUAGUAGAACUAAUAUGUAAUACCAUGGCUGUCAUCUCAGUUUGAAAAUUUAGAUGUAUAAUAGUGACUGACAUAGAAGAGAAAUCUAUUUAUACAUAGAAUUCAACUGAGAGACAUUGUGGGGAAAAGGGGAAAUACUUCCUUGAUCUGAUGUGCUAUUAGUUCAUCUCAACGGUUAGUAAUAAAUGCUAGAAAUAAUUGUACUACUGAAGUAAAGAUCAAAUCACCUUCAAGAUACUGGGGUUCUAAUAUAUUCUUGCUGGGUCUGCUCCUAGACACUUUACAUACCAAUGAUCAACAAUAUUGAAAAUAUAACACUUAAGUUGAGAGCUGAAACACCUGGGUAUCACUUGUUUUUAAGAGGUUCAAAAUUGGAGAUGAUUAGCGGGAUAGCAAACUAUAGCCCUGUGGUGAAAUAUAAAUACGUCAACUUAUUUGCCUGUGCUUGAGAGUCAAAUACUAUAAAACCAAUUUUGUCACAACUAUAGCUAAAUUAAGAUGAAAUACAGCUGCAAAAAUGGGUCUUAUAUUCUGCCUUCUUUGUGGCACAGUGGGAUGACCCUGUUUUGCAAUCUUGUUAAAAAAAACUUAGUAUCUGUAUCUCAACUUAUUUAAAACAUCAGGUUUUUUUUAAACUAGGUAAACUGGAACCUUGCAAUCUUAAUUAUUUUCUAUUCCAUGCUAAUUUAUUUCUCUGUAGCUGAAGAGUGAGGUUUAAAAUAAAUCCCAUCAAACCCACAGCAUGCUGAAUUGAAAGGCUCUUUCUUUUGGAGUCUAAAAUCUCUAACUAUAUUUUAAAACAACUUCAGAGGUAUUUAGUUCUCUGGCACUUAUUUUAAGUGUGCCAUAACUUCUACCUUGUUUCAGUUGUGACUUUUUUUUUUAUGUAAACUUGCAGGCUUUUGCUAGGUUUAGAAAGCAGUACAUUUAAUUUACCAUCUUAUUCCUAGUAAAUUGAAGCAGAGUCUAGUCCAGGAGUUUAUUUAAACCUCAAACCUUUUCCUUGUUUUCCUGACAUUUAAUAAAAAGUGGCAUUUAACACUUAAAU